Molecule: messenger RNA, 1439 nt
Organism: Populus nigra (black poplar)
Lineage: Eukaryota; Viridiplantae; Streptophyta; Magnoliopsida; Malpighiales; Salicaceae
Product: protein TIC 20-I, chloroplastic-like
Exons: 4
Coding region: 355-1173 (272 amino acids)
Source: RefSeq, a predicted model, not a curated record
UAACACUUCAGCUGCUUCACCGAGGAUAAGAUAGGAAACGAUGAAACCACCAAGGGAUAGCAGCAAACCCUACUGAUAUCACAGCACCAUUUCAAGUGGCUCAAAUUUCAAUUCAAGGCUUCAACUUAGGAGGCUGUGGUAUAGCUGAAAGAUUUUGUUGGAUGAUGGAGCAUUUGGAUUCGCUCUCCAGCAGAGUGCUUUCCGAUCUUUAUGCAUGUCACCGCUCCACUGGAAACUCCCUCUGCCCAUACUGUACUCCGGCCUGGUGCUCGCUGAUUUUUAUUUCCAACUUGAUUCAGAUUUUUGGUUUUGGUUGCUGAAGCAUACAAUAAAGCAAAAUCCAGGUACUUGGCAAUGAUUCUAAAUGGGUGUGCCAUGCCUUCCGGAUCUGCAUUUAGUAACACUAGAACAUGUAAAACAAUGCCUGGUAUCAUGGUUUCUGCCCAUGCUCCUUGUACAACUGCAAGGGCUGCAUUGUUGAGCAGCAGGGCUUCAUUGGAACAACAUUUGGAGUCUAAAUCCUGGUCAUCUAGAGGUUUGCCUUCCUUGCACCUUUCGGCUGCAUCAACACCACUCUUAAGUGGAGAUUAUUGUGGAUUUUCACACUAUAUUCCCACAUUUCCUCGGCAGCGUAGAUCCUGUUCAUGUCCUCGAGCAUCAAAAGAUGUCCCAUACAGUUUUCGCUUUCCUCCAAUGACCAAGAAGCCAAGAUGGUGGUGGAGGACUUUAGCAUGCCUGCCCUAUUUGAUGCCUCUUCAUGAAACAUGGAUGUAUGCUGAGACGGCAUAUCAUCUACAUCCCUUCCUUGAAGACUUUGAAUUCUUGACCUACCCAUUCCUUGGAGCCAUUGGGAGGUUACCAAGCUGGUUCUUGAUGGCAUAUUUCUUUGUUGCAUAUCUUGGAGUAGUAAGAAGAAAGGAGUGGCCUCACUUUUUCAGAUUUCACGUGGUAAUGGGCAUGCUAUUGGAGAUUGCUCUCCAGGUGAUUGGUACUGUGAGCCGAUGGAUGCCACUUGCUGUUUAUUGGGGUAAAUUGGGCAUGCACUUCUGGACAGCCGUGGCAUUUGCUUAUCUUUUUACAGUCCUAGAGUGCAUACGGUGUGCUCUUGCUGGCAUGUACGCUGAUGUCCCUUUUGCUUGUGAUGCGGCAUACAUUCAAAUCCCAUACGAUUAAUCCAGAAAAGCAAGAGAACAAAAAUUUGUGUUCGCUUCCCCCCUUGUGUUUCUCUUUAUUUACCCCUUGUUUUGAACCAGAAGCGUUUUGAGCAGAUAUAAAUCAGUUUAUAUGAGACAACCUUGUGUAAAUGUUGUGGUCUGAUUACUUGGUUUUGUGCUAGAGCAGGAUUCUCAGACAGAUGGUUGUUACCCGUUGAUGCUGUUAGUUGUGUUGUAUGAAUUUAUUAUUUGAAUCUUGAAUGGUAAUAGCAUCUUCCUCACUCA